This is a messenger RNA of Synchiropus splendidus (mandarinfish), 2895 nucleotides long. It is a transcript of the gene abcd1, whose product is annotated as ATP-binding cassette, sub-family D (ALD), member 1. Bases 395 to 2578 code for a protein of 727 amino acids. Gene Ontology annotation, biological process: peroxisome organization; very long-chain fatty acid catabolic process; fatty acid beta-oxidation. The record is from RefSeq and is a predicted model, not a curated record. The transcript is spliced from 18 exons. Gene Ontology annotation, cellular component: peroxisomal membrane. Gene Ontology annotation, molecular function: ATP hydrolysis activity; long-chain fatty acid transmembrane transporter activity; ATP binding. Lineage: Eukaryota; Metazoa; Chordata; Actinopteri; Syngnathiformes; Callionymidae.
AACUUGACUUUGAUCUUCGCCACGAAACUUUUUCAAAAGUGCAUUAAAAGUUCCCGCUCGGAGGCGAGGAGAUGUUGCGGUUUUGCGUCCUUUUGGCCGGGACCCUGCGCUAAACAGCUGACAGCGUCAGACCGGAAACCUUCGUGGAAAAAAACAGAACAAGUUAGCCUUUAGCUUUAGCACCCAUCCGCUAUCUGCCGGGUUUUAUCCUCCACGUCCAGCCAUGGCGGCGUUCAUCCAAUACGACGCCUCGAACGGGACGAUUUGUGGUUCUGAGAACUUGGAGAACUCACAUGUGAAGGUCGCGGCCGACUUCAACAUGAGGAAGUGAUCCGUCAGGUGACAGGGCUUCAGUGGCUGUAGCCAUCUUGGGAUUGGUGAAGGUCAGCGCUCCAUGAACAUGCAGCCGAGCCACCUCCAGCUGCUGGCCCAGCUGAGGAGAAGGUCUCGACUCCGGAAACUGGCGGUUGCCCUGGCUUCAGCUUAUGCCUUGAGAAAACUGACAGUCUACCUGUGGAGGAAGAGACAGGGAGGAGCAGCGAAACACCUGUGUGGGAAUGACAAACCUGAUGCUUUCAUCAAGAGUCAGGACAGGAAGGAGCUCAAGAGAAGAGAUUUUGCUGUCCAGCUGACUCGUCUCUUAAAGCUCCUGUUUCCACGGCUACUCUGUCGGGAGGUGGGACUUCUGGUCCUGCACUCCCUCACGCUGAUGUCCAGAACCUUCUUGUCCAUCUACGUGGCCUCUCUGGACGGCGCCAUCGUCAAGUGCAUUGUGCAGAAGAACCCCAGGGCCUUCGUGCUGCAGCUGGCCAAAUGGCUGCUGGUGUCGGUCCCGGCGACCUUCAUCAACAGCGCCAUCCGCUUCCUUGAGGGGCAGCUCUCGCUCAACUUCAGGACCAGGCUGGUUAACCACGCCUACCAGCUAUACUUCACCAAUCAGACCUACUACAGGGUCAGCAACAUGGACGGGCGCCUGAACAACCCAGACCAGUCCCUCACUGAAGACAUCGUGAUGUUCUCAGCCUCCGUCGCUCACCUCUACUCCAACCUGACCAAGCCGGUGCUGGACGUGGUGGUCACAUGCUACACUCUACUGAGGACCGCCCAGUCCAAAGGUGCCAACACCACCUGGCCGUCUGUCAUUGCUGGACUGGUGGUGGCGCUCACUGCACAGGUGCUUCGCUGCUGCUCUCCUCAGUUUGGGUCCCUGGUGGCUGAAGAAGCCAGGCGGAAGGGAGACCUGAGGUUCCUGCACUCGCGCAUCAUCAACAACUCAGAGGAGAUCGCCUUCUACGGGGGACACCAGGUGGAGAUGUCUCUGCUGCAGAGGAGCUACUCCUCGCUGUCCUCUCACAUCCACAACAUCCUUCUGAAGCGUCUCUGGUUCGUCAUGUUGGAGCAGUUCCUCAUGAAGUACGUGUGGAGCGCGGCCGGGCUGGUGAUGGUCGCUGUGCCCAUCAUCACCGCCACAGGAUACUCCCAACACGACUCCGAAGAGGUCAAACUGGCCGCCAUGGACAUGAAGGAAGAAGAGCUGGUGAGUGAGAGGACGCAGGCCUUCACCACGGCCAGGAACCUGCUGAACUCUGCUGCGGACGCCGUGGAGAGAAUCAUGAGCUCCUAUAAAGAGGUGACGGAGUUGGCCGGGUACACCACUCGAGUCUCUGAGAUGUUCGACGUGUUUGAGGAUGUGAAAGAUGGAAUCUACAAGAGGUCAAAGCUGCCAGAAGGUGAAGCAGAUGAGCACGCUCUGAGGGUCAGUGGACUCCUGGAGCAGCGAGGCCGUGUGAUCAGUGUGGAGAAGGGGAUUUGCUGUGAGGACCUGCCAAUCAUCACGCCGACUGGAGACGUGGUGGUGUCCAGUCUCAACAUUCAGGUGGAGGACGGCAUGAACGUUCUGAUCACGGGGCCCAACGGUUGUGGAAAGAGCUCCCUGUUCCGGAUCCUCAGCGGACUCUGGCCCGUUUACGGCGGCGUUCUCAACCGUCCUGAGCCAGAGCACAUGUUCUAUAUUCCUCAGAGGCCCUACAUGUCCGAGGGGACGCUGAGGGACCAGGUCAUCUACCCGGAUUCGGCGGAGCAAAUGGUGCAGAAGGGAGUGACAGACUCAGACCUGGAGAGCAUCCUGCGCAUCGUGCACCUGCGCUACAUCUUGGACCGUGAGAGAGGGUGGGAGUCGGUCAGUGACUGGAAGGAUGUGCUGUCUGGAGGAGAGAAGCAGAGGAUGGGCAUGGCUCGCAUGUUCUACCACCGACCCAGAUACGCUCUGCUGGACGAGUGCACCAGCGCUGUGAGCAUCGACGUGGAGGGACAGAUCUUUAUGGCUGCGAAGGAGGCGGGAAUAUCCCUGCUGUCCAUCACCCACCGGCCCUCACUCUGGAAGUACCACUCUCACUUGCUGCAGUUCGACGGAGAAGGAGGAUGGAAGUUCGAACCACUGGACGCCUCCACUCGCACGUCCCUGCAGGAGGAGAAGCAGAGGUUAGAGAAUCAGUUGUCAGGGAUUCCCAAGAUGCAGCAGCGUCUGUCGGAGCUGUGCGUCCUCCUGGGCGAGGGAGAGGGUGAGAGCAGUGGCUGAGAGGAGCCGCCGCCGCGCCACUUAGCACUGGUCCCAGAUCAAGGUCAAAGGUCGUGCCCGCAGCAGGAGGACCACGCCUUUUUAAACGUCAUCACGUCAGUUGUUUAUUUUAAUGAAUAAUUUUAAUGAAUUAGAUCAGGCAACGCGAGGCUGAUCAGGAGUCAUUUAACUUCGGAGAACAUUUCCCGGUGCAGAAGAUGAAGAUGUCCUUUGAUUUCACCGUUUCAGAAGUCCACUUGUUUUGGCUUCACGACUGACUUUUAUGUGUUGUUGCUGACACAGUAAUAAAAAUGUGGACUCCUGGAGUGGUUGCAGUC